Messenger RNA from Culicoides brevitarsis, 1544 nucleotides. Its product is annotated as zinc finger protein 253-like. NCBI's taxonomy places the organism in Eukaryota, Metazoa, Arthropoda, Insecta, Diptera, Ceratopogonidae. The record is from RefSeq and is a predicted model, not a curated record. Bases 473 to 1444 code for a protein of 323 amino acids. Gene Ontology annotation, cellular component: nucleus. The transcript has 2 exons. Gene Ontology annotation, biological process: regulation of transcription by RNA polymerase II.
UUGCAGAAAAUUUUUAAUUUUUAACAAAAAUUGACAUGGAAAAUUGUCGUGCAUGCUUGAGAAACUCCCAAAAUUUGUGUUCCUUAUCCGAAAACUAUCGAGAAAGCUUUUGUUCAAUAACGGGAGUGACUUUAUUCGAUGACACAGAGGAAUAUUUGUGCAAAAGUUGUUUAGGGCGCUUGUUGUAUGCCCAAAAAUUCCGUGAAGAAGCUCAAAAAGCUGAGAUUUGGUUCAACGAACAGCGAGAAAAUGUAUUAAAAAGUGAAGAAGUUCAAUAUAUUUACGAGGAUGAGGAGUUGGAAGAAGCCGAAGAUGUCGAAUAUUUAAUAGAAGAGCCUUUAGAUGACUUUGGCAACGAAGAAAAUCAAUUUUUGGAUGAAAUUUCAAAAGUUGAAGAUGAAAUGAAGGAUUUUUAUGUGAUAUUUGUUCAAAUUCAACAAUUUUUAAUACAAAAAUCGACUUGGAGACCCAUAUGAAGACAUUGCACACAACCCAAAAGCCUCUGGUAUGCGAAUUCUGUGGACAAUCCUUCAAGAAAUUCGCUCCAUUUACACUUCAUGUCAAAUCUCACAUCCAAAAACACGAAAAAUGUCCCGAAACAGGAUGCGGUAUGACAUUUUUACAAGGCCAGGACAUGACAAAACACCUUAAAAUCGCUCAUGGCAUCGAUAAAAAGCCAUUUUCCUGUGAUAAAUGCAAAGAAACCUUCUCAUUGGCAACAGAUUUGACAGUUCAUGUCAUGCAAAGACACGAAAAACAGCAAAGCGGCAGUAAAUGGAAGUGUCCUGAAUGCGAAAAAGAAUUUUCUUAUCCUUCACACUUGAAACAACACAUGGUCAGUCACUUGGGAGAGAAAAAUUUCGUAUGUAAAGUAUGUGAAAAGUCAUAUUUCAAAGCAAGUAACUUACGGAGACACUAUCAAAACUCACAUUUAACGAUUUAUAAGGAGAUGGUAGCGAAUGGCGAACUGAGGAGAGUUAAAGCUGACGACGAAUUAGAAUUAAAAGUCGAAGUUCAGAAAAACAUCAAAAAUCGACGUCAUAAAUGCUCUGAGCCCAAUUGCAAUGCAAGUUUCAACCAAGCCCGACAUUUACAGGAACAUUUAGAGAGCAAACACGGCCUCGAAGUGAUGUACCAAUGUGACGAUUGCGAUUCCGCCUUUGAAGAUGUCAUAAAUUUACGUUUGCAUCGCAAGGAAGUUCAUUCACUGAAGGGGCCUCACAUCUGCGACGCCUGUCAAAAGGUCUUUCCGUAUCCCUCGUUGUUGCGAAAUCACAUAGCUGUCGUUCAUCAUGGCGAAAACUUCUUCUGCGAGCUUUGUUCGAGAAGUUUUUCGCGAAAUUCGCAUUUAUUGCGGCAUCUGAGAGAGGCGCAUACGGAUUUUUACGAGCAAAAUGUUCGAGAAGGGAAAAUUACGCCCCGAAAGUCACGGAAAAAAAUUUAAAUAAAUGAUUUUUGCACAAAAAUCUUUUAAGAAGGUUCGAUUUUGGUCUUUUUGAUGCGUUUUCCUGUGCGAACCAUUUCCAAAUAAAGCUCUUGAUGAU